AUGGUACUUCCCCCGCCCUCCGCCAGCGCCCCCGAUCCAGGGGCCACUGGGCCCUAUCUGCGCGGCCCCCUGUUCAGUCUGGAACUGUUGGACGCAGAGGAUGCCAUCCCGUACGAACCGCGCCGCGCAGGGCCACUCGGUCCCGCCGGCAGCCGCGUGUUCUUGCAGGCGGCCCUGGCCCGGCCUUCGCGGCGUUGGGGCCUGGCCCUGCACAGCUGCUCCGUGACCCUGUCCUUCCACCCGGACCCGGGGCCCGCCCUGCUGCUACUGAGUGGGGGCUGCGCGGCCGACCCCUCGGUCGCCUUCCCGCCACGGCCGUCCCCCGACGCCCCCCAACCCCCGGCUCGCUUCAGCUUCCGCCUGCACCCGGUCUUCAACGCCUCCGUCCAGUUCCUGCACUGCCAGCUGAGCCGCUGCCGCCGCCUCCGGAACACCCGCCGGUGUCUCUUGCCCACCCCCCCCCCACCCCCGUCUCCCCCGCAGUGUCUGCCUCCCGACGAGGCGUGCGCGGGCGGCGGGAACUUCAGCACGGACAAUCCGCAACUGCACACGCUCACGCAGCCCAUUGUGGUCACCGUGCCGCGGCCGCCUCUUAAUCCUCCCCGGCCCAGCUGUGCGCCCGAGCCGCCCGCUCCCGCCCCGGUGGCCCUGGAGCCCGCGCCGGUUGUGGUGCUGGUGGUGGCAGCCUUUGUGCUGGGCGGCGCUGGCCUUGGCCUUGUCUGCGCGCACUCAGCACCCCUGGCCCCCAGCCAGCCAGCAACAGCCUCGAACUCCUGCCCCCAGACCGCCAGGCUCCAGUGAGGUAGGUAAGUAAGGCUGGUUGGGGGAAGGUCUGAAGCCAGAGCUGAAGAAGGGAAGGGGAGGGACUUAUUCUUGCUAAGCAAGCUUCCAAAGUGUUUUACCCAUAUUAAUUUAAUUCUCCUAACAGCCAUAUAGACACUAUUA
Molecule: messenger RNA, 945 nt
Organism: Perognathus longimembris pacificus (Pacific pocket mouse)
Lineage: Eukaryota; Metazoa; Chordata; Mammalia; Rodentia; Heteromyidae
Gene: Tgfbr3l
Product: transforming growth factor beta receptor 3 like
Source: RefSeq, a predicted model, not a curated record